AUGAGCUUGUCAACGGUAACAUGUGGCUCUUCAAUGUUAUGGCUUCAUGUUGUUCAACCAAACUUAACAGCAGGUCACUAUGGUUAUAUUGCUGAUGAAUAUAAUCGUCAUGUAAUAUUACGUGGCGUUGAUGUUGAAACUGAACAAAGAAAUAUUCCUGCUGAUCAAGAUAGACCGAUUGAUCCUUCAUUAUAUGAUGGUCAAUGUCCAUCUAAUAUAAAUGUUUAUCAAGAACCUCCUACAUGUGAAAUAGAUUAUGGCAAAGGAAUGUAUAAUAUCAAUGAUGAAUGGAAUAGUCAUAAUGACUUUGCUCAAAUAAGAAGAUGGGGUUUUAAUGUUGUUCGAUUAUGUUUAAGUUGGAGUGCACUAGAACCAACACCUGGAAAUUAUAGUGAAAUGUAUUUACAACGUGUUGAACAGAUUAUUGAAUGGGCAUCCGAACAACAAGUCUAUGUUAUACUUGAUAUGCAUGAGGACUUAUAUUCUCGUUAUAUAUUUGGUGAUAAAGAACAUGAAAUUCCACCUUAUUUAACAGCAUCCGAUGGACAAGAUGGUGCUCCUCAAUGGGCAGUUAUGACUGAUGAUUGGCCUGCAUUAGCAUUCUUUGGUAUUGGAAAUUUAAAUCUAGCAAUGAUGAAAGCAUUUGAUAAUUUUUAUAAUAAUUCCAUACCACCGAAUGCUACACAAGGAAAUGCACCUGGACCAGGUUUACAAGACCAUUAUAUUGGAGCUAUUGCAUUUUUAGCAAAGAAAUUUGUGAAUAAUAGUGCAGUUCUAGGAUAUGAAGUAAUUAUUAUUUAUUCUUCUUUUAUUCAAAAUUUUAUCAUACCUAUUUUGGUUCUGAAUAGAUGCUGA
Messenger RNA from Rotaria sp. Silwood2, 855 nucleotides. Lineage: Eukaryota; Metazoa; Rotifera; Eurotatoria; Philodinida; Philodinidae. The record is from the annotation of a GenBank genome assembly.